Lachancea dasiensis is the source of this 393-nucleotide messenger RNA. The record is from the annotation of a GenBank genome assembly. Lineage: Eukaryota; Fungi; Ascomycota; Saccharomycetes; Saccharomycetales; Saccharomycetaceae.
AUGGCUUCAACUAUGACCGGUAGACGACUACUGAGCUCUUGUAGUGUUGCUUUAAAAGUAAACGAUGCCUUGCUGCGCAAAGUUCCCAAGACUUCAGGGCAAAUUCCAACCGUGGAAGCAUUUUUGACCAGAAUCGGACGUAAAUGUGAAGAGCAUGUCGAGCUCUAUGAGAAUAAGUGGGAUAAUCUGUUUUCAUGGGAUUCUAGAACUUUGAAGGAAAAGGGCAUGGGACCACAGCAGCGAAAAUACAUCCUAAGUCAAGUCGAAAGACUGCGGAAGAGUCAGCCCAUCCAAGAGAUCAAGGAAGGCAAAAAGUCGUUUUUGGGCGGCGAGCGGAAGCGCAAGGAGACUGUAGCCAAAAUGCGCGCGGAACAGAGAAAUGCCAGCACCUAG